CACGGAUAAGCGGGACAAGAUGGAUGGAUGGAAGUUAACAGUGCAUCUGAAAACAUCAGACUUGAAUUUAAUAUUGCUUUUUACAAAACAGUAUCUACCCCGAGGGAAAGAGUUCAAGUACCUUGGUCUUGUUCAAGAGUCAGGGUGAGAUAGAGCUCAACAUGCGGAUUGAUGCUUUCUCUGCAGUUAUGUGGGAAUUGUAAUGGACUGUCAUGCUGAGGGGAGAGCUGAGAGUGUGGCAAGGCUCUUGAUUUCCCUGCUGAUGUUGGGUUUCAUUCAAAGAGUAGAUGGGCUGCUUGUCAGACCAAACACUAAAGAACAAAUAGUUGUUUCCUGACAUAGUCCUGGAUAGUACACAUUAUAUAAGAUGGCAAACAGUCUUUGAUAACCUGAUACCCCCUUCCAGUCUUUUACUCUCUCAAGGUUUUUUUCUCAAGGUUUUUUUUCUGAGAAACCUGAAUUAAAUUUAAAAAAUAAAUAAAUGCAUGCAUUAAUUCCUUCUCCUGGCAAUGCCUGGAUCCCAUUGGAUCCAUGUUGUGAACAUUCUGUAAUUGUUUCCAACCUGGUGGAAAAUCAGCUACUAUGGCUUGGCCCUCAAAAAGAGAGCCCUUUCGAAAUAAUAGCCCUGCUCUUGAACCCUGUGUUGUCAAAGCGCUGUUAAAUAUACGUUUUCAAAUACCAGCAUCACUGUCAUUUAGGCUCUACUUCGAUGCUCACCAACUCUGCAAAAGGUCUGGCAUUUAUCACACGUUUUAUGAUUCUGUUGCAUAUCACUGAAGCAAGCCACCCUAAAGCUUUCCUCUUCAUUUCAAUGCAAAUGUCAUAUUUUUGUCGGUUAUCUACCACCUGCUCCUGUUCAUUACUUUUCGAGAUCUGCAUUCAGGGAACUCAGCGAGUUUCGUGAAAGUGCAGCAAAUUUCACAGUUGGAGUCAGUCAACUGUAAGAAGAGUCUAACAACAAGUGUGCCGCAAACCUAUUUCAAAGGUUAAUGGAUUGGAUGCUCACAACACUGAAAUACUUGACAAUGCAUAUAUUUACAUACAUUUAAAGCAUUUAGCUGAAGCUUUUAUUCAGAGUGCCAUUGUAAUAAGCUGCAAUCCUUGGAUGCUAUUCAAAAACUCAGCUUGAAUAAAUAGACACCACUCUCCAGAAGCUCUUUCCUGAUCCUUCUUAUCUAAAGGAGAGGCCAUGCUUACUUAAACACAGGUCGUAACAGAAUGAUGGUUCCUAACCUUUCAUCUCUUUUUUUUAACCUUUGACAGAAGUGAACCUGUUGACAAUGUAACUCUGAGCUGUUUUGCGACGCCAACUGCCAACACCUCCAAUGGGAUAAAUAAGGACCAUAUAUAAUGGCUCACAAAAAUAGCAUGACAUAAUUCACUAUUGAUUUGCUCUCGUAGCGGGAUGAUCUUCAUUUCGUGAAGCUGGAGUGCAGAGAACUCCGACACAUUGGCAUCGAUCAGGCGGUGCUCCCAAGGCAAAAUUAGAUUUUCGUAUAUGUGGCAGCAAGUCCUCUGUAUUCCAAACACUGACAUGUGCUGUUGUUUUGUGAGUCAAAUAUAUUGAUCUGCUGCUGUCCCUUUGCCUAAAAAUAUCAGACAUUUCUUUCACAGCCCGAAGCUACUUGUGUUACAUGUUAAUGUGAUCUCACACACUGACAAUACAAGUCUGAUUAUUAUCGGCUUCUUGGUUUGCUUGAGUUGGUCUUGACUGAACUUUCCUGCAUAUCUAGUAUUUUAUCCCAUAUUACAUUUGUUUUAAAUGUAUAAUGUUUUAAUAAUCAUAGUCUGUGGUAGUCUGCAAAUUUGAGGAGACGGAGGGGAAUUGAUGAAUGGGUAAAACAUUAAUCUAUGUCAGUAACAUAAAAUACGUCACAAACAAACAUCUUUAUAUCCAAGCCACAAUGUUAUACUAAACCUUACCAAGUAGUUGUCUUGCCUUAACAUUACCAAGUAGUUAAGUUGUGUCUUUUGGUGGAUUUGUAAAUGUUUCCCUGGUGUUGUGCAUCUUUCUGUAUUUGGUCAAAUGCUGCACAUGUGUUGUGUGUUUGGAGAAGAUAUUUUAUUCAUUUGCUUUAGUGUUUUGUUGGUGUUGCCAGUUCUGGUCUUCAUAACUUGUUUUCAGUCCUAUUGUGUUUGGCAGUGUGUUAACCUUUAAUGUUCACUCAUGCUAACACCAACAAAAGAACAGAAUGUCUGUCUUUUAACCCAACGCUCACGUAACCCUAAUGAAACCCAUCUUGUUACUGCAAUUAGAUACAGCUAUUUAUUUUAGUAAAUGUAUCUUUUAAAUCCACAUCUCAAAGUCUGUUUAGCCACAGGUUGGUUGAGCCUCACAAUAAUUAUUUGCAUCCAAGUGAUGAAUACGAUUAAAUACGAUUAAAAUCACACAAUAAUCCCUCUCUCUGCAGAUGUUGUUCCUGGAGCAAUGCCCCUGCCGCUUUCUCCGGUGCUCCGACCGGCGCUACCCUUGGUAUCCUUGACGACUCUCACAAUGCCAACGCCGGCCCUCGUGGCCUCACCCAUAGACCCGAGCAUUAUGGCAGCCACAGCCCCCGAGACUACCUCAGCUGCUGGAGGGGACUCAACAUUAAACUCACCCUCAGAACCAGACCUGGAGCCUGAGGCCGAACCCGAGGUCGAGACGGAUGCUGAAACAGAAGAGGAGAAAGCUCGUCGUCUUCUGUACUGCUCGCUGUGCAAAGUGGCGGUCAACUCGGCGUCACAGCUAGACGCUCACAACAGCGGUACGAAGCACAAGACGAUGCUCGAGGCCAGGACCGGCGUGGGCUCCAUCAAGUCUUUCCCUCGGCCGGGAGUCAAGAGCAAACUGGCUCCAGUCGUCAAGUCAUUAACGGGCCUGCAGAACAAAACGUUUCACUGUGAGACGUGUGAUGUGCAUGUCAACUCAGAGACUCAGCUAAAACAGAUUUGUGAGCGCUUCGACUAUGUGGUCGAGGCGCUGUCAUCUCACCCCUUGACUACUGUAACUCCCUCCUGGCUGGUCUGCUUGCAAGUGCCAACCGACCUCUACAAGUUCUCCCACACUACACCACUCCUUCGCUCCAUUCAAUGGGUACCAGGGGCUGCCAGAAUCCACUUCAAGACACUUGUACUGGCCUACCAUGCUGUAAAAGGAUCUGGUCCAUCCUACAUCCAAGACAUGGUCAAACCAUACACUCCAGCACAUGCACGUCGCCCUGCAUCUGCCAAUCGGCUUGUUGCCACUCCCUCACUGCAAAGUGGAACCAGGUUCAACAAAGUCACGCCUUUUUGCUAUCCUGGUUCCUCAAUGGUGUAA
Messenger RNA from Notothenia coriiceps (black rockcod), 3301 nucleotides. Its product is annotated as zinc finger protein 385D-like. The record is from RefSeq and is a predicted model, not a curated record. The coding region runs from base 2429 to 3301 and encodes 290 amino acids. NCBI's taxonomy places the organism in Eukaryota, Metazoa, Chordata, Actinopteri, Perciformes, Nototheniidae. The transcript is spliced from 3 exons. Gene Ontology annotation, molecular function: nucleic acid binding; zinc ion binding. Gene Ontology annotation, cellular component: nucleus.